Molecule: messenger RNA, 1021 nt
Organism: Somion occarium
Lineage: Eukaryota; Fungi; Basidiomycota; Agaricomycetes; Polyporales; Cerrenaceae
Source: the annotation of a GenBank genome assembly
ACGCGAGGCAAUUAUUUUGCUCACUGAACGUUCAACGUUCCAAGCUCACUUGACAUAUAUGGACGACGGUAACCCGGCCGGAACGGGAUCGGCCGAAAGGACCCGGCAUCGUCACUCGUGAAUUCCCUGCAAGGCGACUGGCUGCAACGACUACAGUUGUCCUCUCUUGUCCUUCCCUCUGUCUUCCACCAUGAUGUCCACCAGAGCUCUUGGUUUUGGACCCGCACUCAGACAGUUCGCCUCGCCACGAAUUGUUCGAAACCAGGCUCUGCGAAAUGUCUUCGUCAAACGCAGAACUGUACAGACGCAAAGCCUGCGUCCUUCCGCCGAGGAGAUCAUCUUGAACCAACAACGUCUUAAACGCCCCUCAAGUCCGCACUUCACCAUCUACCAACCUCAACUCACUUGGAUAAGUUCCAUCGCCAACCGUGUUACUGGAGCGGGGCUCAGCGUCUUGCUGUACAGUUAUGCCCUUGCGUACCUCGUUGCUCCGGAGACUUUUGCCUCAGCGAACGUGGUCGAACUCGUUCACAGUCUCCCUGAGGCCGUCAAAUAUACUGGAAAGGUCAUUCUUGCCGCGCCUUUUGCCUUCCACUCUUGGAACGGUAUCCGCCAUUUGUUGUGGGACACGGGUUAUUUCUUGACGUUGAAGGGUGCCUACCAAGCUGGCUAUGCUGUCCUUGGCCUGACGGCAGUGAGCACCGUUGGGCUCGUGUUGCUGUAGACAAGUUUGUAUUCUCGGACUGCAAGGAAUAUGAUUUCACGACCUCCGUCGUACUGUACCCAUUUGGAGAUAGCACCACACGACGCAACCAUUUACGCGGCAAGGGCCAGGUAUUCAGACAAGUGAGAAAAAUGUGUUGAUAUUAAAAAGGCGUCCCAGUCCGUUCCAACCAAAACGAUAGGGGUAUUAUCUAUGCGAUCAAUUUUGGGGCAUGCAGGUUGCUACGCACUAUGGCAUGGACCUGCCUAACGUUUCUCUACCUAGUCUGCCAGACGAACAGCGAGAGAUACAACAUCA